UCUUUAAGAGGCUGACCCUAUCCCACGGUGAGCCUUUAUAAAGGCAGGUAAGCAGCAGUGCCCUGAUCAAAGAGCUGAGAGUUAAGCAGGGCACAGCUCUCCUGUAAUGACUGGUCACCACGGUUGGGGAUAUGGGCAGGAUGACGGACCCUCUGAGUGGUACAAAUCUUAUCCUAUUGCCCAAGGGAACCGUCAAUCACCUAUUGAUAUAGCUUCUGCAAAAGCAGUUUAUGACCCUAGUCUGAAGCCGCUUAAUAUCUCCUAUGAAUCGUGUACAUCUCUCAACAUCUCCAACAAUGGCCAUUCAGUUAUGGUUGAGUUUGAAGACACCGAUGACAAGACAGCAAUCAGUGGCGGUCCCUUUGAAAAUCCCUUUCGGCUAAAGCAGUUUCACUUUCACUGGGGGACAAAGCACAGUCAGGGAUCGGAGCAUACAGUUGACGGCAAACCUUUUCCCUCUGAGCUCCACUUAGUUCACUGGAAUGCCAGAAAAUAUGCAACAUUUGGAGAAGCAGCAGCAGCUCCAGAUGGCUUGGCAGUAGUUGGUGUUUUCUUGGAGAUUGGGAAAGAACAUGCCAAUAUGAACAGACUCACUGACGCUUUUUACAUGGUAAAAUUUAAAGGGACAAAAGCUCAGUUUAGAAGCUUCAAUCCCAAAUGUCUCCUGCCUUUGAGUCUAGAUUAUUGGACGUACCCUGGUUCCUUGACAACACCGCCUCUUAAUGAGAGUGUAACAUGGAUAGUGCUGAAAGAACCCAUCAGGAUUUCUGAGAAACAGUAAGUUAUUUCACAUGAAUUUGCAGCUGGAGAAAUUCCGAACUCUUCUCUUCACCAGUGAGGAAGACCAGAGGAUCCAAAUGGUGAAUAAUUUUCGCCCUCCUCAGCCUCUUAGGGGGAGAGUAGUUCGAGCUUCCUUCAAGGCCUGAAGAAGAAAACUGAUAAUGGCCCUGAAAUAUCCAAAGCUUCCACAUCUGGGAGACCAAAACCAAACUCUAGCCUUUAGCUCUCCACCCCAUGGAGCACACAAGAUAGCCAUUUCUGUGAACACUCUCUACUUGGAGGGGGAGAAAUCAUCUCCUGAUUUUAUUUUAUUUGAAUAAGACUUUUUCUUUGGAAAAACAUGAGAUCUUUUUAACUAAAACUUUUUUAAAUAUAAGGGAUAGCUGAGUAAUCUGGAGUGCUCUCCAGGACCUUAAACUAAAAUAUUAAGAUGAAAUUAAAAUCCCUUUUAAUAUAAAAUGGGAAACUGAUCUAUCACAUUUUAUAACAUAAAAUAGGAAAUGAUAGUUAUCUAUUAGUACUGAUUACCUCAACUUCUAGUUGUCUAAUUUAAUACAUGAUAUAAUAAUCAAGAAUUUUGAUGGGCAAAUUAGGCUUAAAUCUUCCUGCCGACUUCUCAUAGAUCUUUUACUUGUUAGCAUCUGUGCUUUGCUGAGUUUCCUUGACUUAGACUCCUUUCAUAUUCUUGCUGUCUUUUGACAUGUAACAGUGUGCAUCAGUAGCACUAGAGGAAAAGUUGUUCUUUACCUCCAAUAAGCACUGGUACAAAAAUGGCAUACUCAUUUUAAAGUUACUGUUCUAUGAUGCUGUAAUUGAUUAAAAUAAAUAUAAUGUUCUCAGCAUUUAUAAGCAGGCCAUUUUACUGCACUGUAUUGUUUGAACAUUCAUUCUUAGCCAAUGCAGCAUGCAUAAUUAUAAUGCCCUCAUUACUUUUAGUUGAAAAGAACAUCUGCAGCAAUUCAGGCACAUAUUUUGUAGCUGUUAUGAUAUUGUUCAAAUUCUACCUCAGUUACGUGCUUUGCCCUGCAAGUCUUCCCCCACCCUGCCCCCAAGACUGUAUACAUACUGCUUUGCUUUAGGGACCUGACACAGAUAGAAACAGACUGCACUGAAUGCGCACUGCUGUGCAAACCAUUUCCUAGUUAUAUCUGUAGAGAGUAUCUCUGACCUGCUGCCAUAAGGUUUCAUCAGUCCUGAGUACUUUUACAUCCUCAAAAGAGUUGCUUUAGAAAAGACAUACUUUAGUAUUAUUACUGCUUCUGCUGCUUUCAUGACAACUCUUCAGAAUUCUGUUUUGCCCAGAAAUAAAUACAGUGUUAGCUGUAACUAUUCUCAGUCUAUUUUCAGUUGUUUUCAUUCUGGACUUCAGGUGUUUUAUUUACUCUGUAUAACUUCAAGUAGAAUUGCUGAUGUCUUAUUGGUUUUCUUCAACAGCUUAGAUUACUAUCCCUCAGAGCUGUAAAAUUUAAAGGAAAGCAGCAAAAAAAAAAAAAAGGAGAGGGGGGAGAGAAAUAGCUAUUAUGGGCAAAUCUUUACAGAAAGGAAGAAAAAGAUAUCUUGAAGCAUAGUACUAGGAAUAGAAGACCAGGAUUCUAGACCCAACUCUUCUAUAGUUUUCCUGGUACACUGUACUAAACUUUUCCAUUCCUCAGUUUCUUCUGCUGUAAAAUUAGGAAACCUCACAGGGAUGUUGUGAAGGCUAAUUCAGCAUUGUUUAGAUUCGAGAUUCUUGCAUACAAAAUGUUGCAGGAAAUGGAAAAUCACUACAAAGUACAAUUUUUUAACUAUUAAUGUAAUCUGGCUAGUAAUGCAAACAGAUAUUGCAGAAAAAUUCUUAUUGUAUCUUCGUUUCUUUAACAAAUGAAAUCAAUAAGGUUUUAAAAUCAAGUAUGUAUCUUCUCCCUCUAUAUUUUGAACCAGCCUACUUCUCCCAACCUAAAUGGAGGGAGAGAAGAGGAAAGGACCACUUUCCACAGCAGUUUGGUGUUUUUUUUCUCCCCUUGAACUCUUAACAGAAAACAUUGCUUAGUAUCUUCAGCCAAUAGGAUUUGAGCAAGUCACCAAUACAUCUGCCUUGGAUGAAGGAAUGAUUUGAUGUCUUUCC
Molecule: messenger RNA, 2884 nt
Organism: Dromaius novaehollandiae (emu)
Lineage: Eukaryota; Metazoa; Chordata; Aves; Casuariiformes; Dromaiidae
Gene: CA7
Product: carbonic anhydrase 7
Exons: 7
Coding region: 107-781 (224 amino acids)
Biological process (GO): regulation of intracellular pH
Molecular function (GO): zinc ion binding; carbonate dehydratase activity
Source: RefSeq, a predicted model, not a curated record